Molecule: messenger RNA, 2765 nt
Organism: Lepus europaeus (European hare)
Lineage: Eukaryota; Metazoa; Chordata; Mammalia; Lagomorpha; Leporidae
Gene: GCGR
Product: glucagon receptor
Exons: 14
Coding region: 672-2528 (618 amino acids)
Biological process (GO): cell surface receptor signaling pathway; adenylate cyclase-activating G protein-coupled receptor signaling pathway
Cellular component (GO): plasma membrane
Molecular function (GO): peptide hormone binding; glucagon receptor activity
Source: RefSeq, a predicted model, not a curated record
GACCGGGGGUCUCAGCGCCCCACGUCGUCAUCCCCACGGUCAUUCUCCGUGUCCCCAGUCCUGGGCAUUCGCCCUCCGGGCUCAGACGGCCAAGGGCCACGGGGUCGCCGCCCUCGGGCACAUUUGGGGGUCCUCUGGUCCCGGGGUUGGUGGCCGCCCUCGGGCCCUGCGCUUGGGCAAGAGAGCAGAGCGGGUGGACCCCGGGACGCGGAGUCCCAGGGGUAGGGUGAGGGGCGGGAUAUCCGGCAGCCCCCGCAUAGGGUGAGGGGUGGGAUAGGGUGAGGGGCCUCGGCGCCCACGCCUGGCCCACGCUUGUGACUUUGCCCCGUGGCCAGCCAGGGUCACUGCCCUGCCCUGCCUGGCCUGUCAGCGGCCCCACCCCUCCGCGGCCCCAAACCGACUGACCCCCUGACCUCUUGGCGCCCACAUCCUCGGAGGCUGAGGCCCGGCCAGAGCUGUUUUUGCGUCCUUCUGCGCUGGGCACAGGACGGCCGCCUGCCAGGCCGCCCCGCCCCCACGGGGGAGGACCCGGGACCAGCCAGCGUGACCCCUGACCUGGUGCUUCCUCUGAUUUCAGGAAAACAUUCCCCUCCCACCCUAGCACUCGGGGGCUCCCCAAAGCUGGGGGCAGCUCCCUUCCCACUCACUGGGCUCCCCCCGCCCCCACAAGUAUGGGCCCCAUCCUACCUGUGCCUGCCUGGGCCAAGGGGCUGUCCACGCACAGUGGGCACUGGGGGACGUGCAGAGCCCAGGAGCACCCGGGAGUCAUGUGCUCUGCCAGGCCCCCAGGGCAGGGCACGUGCCAGCCCAGGACGCACAGGGGACACUGGGAGCGUGCAGGUGGCCGGCUGUGGAGGAGGGGCCUGCAGCCUCCUGGGAGAUCCAGGCCGGAGAGGGCCCUCGCUGUGCUGGCCACCCGGCCGGCUCCUGCUGGGAGCCAGGACGCCAGGCCUCAGGGGUGGCUUGGGGGCAGCAGGAGCGUCCGGCUAGCACCGUCUCCCAUCCCUGCUCUGGCGCUCCAGCCUGUGGCCCCCGGGCCCCCUUGCCCCAGCGUGCAGCCCCUGCCAGAUGUGGGGGGGCAGCUGCCCAGAGGCAUGCCCCCCACCUGGCCGUGCCGCCCUCUCCCGCCGCCGCUGCUGCUGCUGCUGUUGCUGCUCGCUGGCCAGCCACAGGCCACCUCCGCCCAGGUGAUGGACUUCCUGUUUGAGAAGUGGAAGCUGUACAGGGACCAGUGUCACCACAACCUGAGCCUGCUCCCUCCGCCCACUCAGCUGGUCUGCAAUAGGACAUUCGACAAGUACUCCUGCUGGCCCGACACCCUGCCCAACACCACGGCCAGCAUCAGCUGCCCCUGGUAUCUGCCUUGGUACCACAAAGUGCAGCAUCGCCUUGUGUUCAAGAGGUGCGGUCUGGAUGGGCAGUGGGUGCGUGGGCCCCGGGGGCAGCCGUGGCGCGACGCCUCCCAGUGCCAGAUGGACACAGACGAGAUGGAGGCCCAGAAGGAGGUGGCCAAGAUGUACAGCAGCUUCCAGGUGAUGUACACCGUGGGCUACACGCUGUCGCUGGCGGCCCUGCUCCUGGCCCUGGCCGUCCUGCUGGGCUGCAGCCAGCUGCACUGCACUCGCAACCACAUCCACGCCAACCUGUUCGCCUCCUUCGUGCUCAAGGCCGGCGCGGUGCUGGCCACUGACCGGCUGCUGCAGACCCGCUACGGCCAGCAGCUGGGUGACGACCUCAGCGUGAGCGUCUGGCUCAGCGACGGGGCUGUGGCCGGCUGCCGGGUAGCCGCGGUGUCCAUGCAGUACGGCGUCGUGGCCAACUACUGCUGGCUGCUGGUGGAGGGGGUCUACCUGCACAGCCUGCUGAGCCUGCCCGCCCUCCCCGAGAGGAGCCACUUCGGCCUCUACCUGGCCAUCGGCUGGGGCGCCCCCCUGCUGUUUGUCAUCCCCUGGGCGGUGGUCAAGUGCCUGUUCGAGAACGUCCAGUGCUGGACCAGCAAUGACAACAUGGGCUUCUGGUGGAUCCUCCGUGCCCCCGUCUUCCUGGCCAUCCUGAUCAACUUCUUCAUCUUCAUCCGCGUCGUCCACCUCCUCGUGGCCAAGCUGAGAGCCCACCAGAUGCACCACACAGACUACAAGUUCCGGCUGGCCAAGUCCACGCUGACCCUCAUCCCCCUGCUGGGCGUCCAUGAGGUCGUCUUCGCCUUCGUGACGGACGAGCAGGCCCAGGGCGCCCUGCGCGCCACCAAGCUCUUCUUCGACCUCUUCCUCAGCUCCUUCCAGGGCCUGCUGGUGGCUGUCCUCUACUGCUUCCUCAACAAGGAGGCCCACAGCAGGCCCUGGACGGCCCACCCCCCUGUGCCCGCAGGUGCAGUCGGAGCUGCUCCGGCGCUGGCGCCGCUGGCGCAUGGGCAAAGCUCUGCGGGAGGAGCGGCCGGUCAGCGUCCACGUGCCCUCUGCCCCACCCGAGAAGCUUCGGCCGGUGCAGGAUGGGGGCAGCCCCGGACCCCCCCAGGACCUCUCCUCUGAAGCCCUCUUGGCCAGUGACCUCCCCGGGCUGGCUGAGAACCCCUUCUGAGUCCUCGCCAGGCCACCAGGAGAGGGUGUCGCUGGACGGCACUGAUAGCCCAGCCCUGGCUGCCAGCCAGCAGCCCCCACUGUCCUCGUUGGCCCCGGGGUGGCCGCGGGGCAGGGUCCUGGUGGAAGGGGCUGUGCCGGCUGUGCCCGCGUCCUGGGUGCUGCCACAAUAAAGGCCUGGGCUGCCGA